Synchytrium microbalum is the source of this 1209-nucleotide messenger RNA. RefSeq lists its product as uncharacterized. The record is from RefSeq and is a predicted model, not a curated record. The coding region runs from base 1 to 1209 and encodes 402 amino acids. Gene Ontology annotation, cellular component: mitochondrion. Gene Ontology annotation, biological process: fatty acid metabolic process. Gene Ontology annotation, molecular function: trans-2-enoyl-CoA reductase (NADPH) activity. The transcript has 5 exons. Lineage: Eukaryota; Fungi; Chytridiomycota; Chytridiomycetes; Synchytriales; Synchytriaceae.
AUGAAACGAGCAACGAGACUUUUCACCGUUUCAUCUGCAAUGAAUGUACAGUUACGAAGAGUUCAAUCGUUGGUAUAUGAAGCUUUUGGAGAGCCAGGAAAAGUUUUAAUGCCAAAAGAAACGUCUCUACCAUCGCCAAUACCAUCAGGUCACGUCCAAGUUCGGCUUCUAGCUUCACCAGUUAAUCCAUCUGACAUCAAACAGGUUGAAGGUGCAUGGCACAUUCUUCCUAAAUCGUUUCCAUGCGUUGCAGGAAAUGAGGGAGUCGGUGAAGUUGAAAGUGUUGGUGAUAACGUCACCACUGUUUCGAAAGGGGAUUGGAUUGUGCCGUUACGUGUCGGUUUAGGUACAUGGAGAACUCAGGCCGUUUUAAAUGUACAAGAUAUAACAUCCAUACCAUCUAAAUAUCGAAACAAGAUUUCGUUGAUGCAAGCUGCUACUGCCUAUGUAUCCCCUGUGACGUCGUUGCAGAUUAUGGAUUUGUAUGGUAUCCAAUCUGGAGAUUUGAUUGUCAUAAAUGCUCCCAAUGGUGCUGUUGGACUGGGUAUAAUACAAAUUGCUGCUUCCCGAGGUAUCAAAACGAUAUGUAUAGUACGACAACGAGCCAACGAACAAGCACAAGAGGAGCUAGUAAACGCCCUAAGGCUUCAAGGAGCUAUCGCCGUGACACUGGACACGUCACUGGGACUAGAUAGAGAUGCAGACAAGCUAAUCACUGCUCUCAUCGACUCCAAAAACGGAAUAUACGGAAUUGAUGGUGUAGGCGGUCGAUCAGGCCAAGAGAUAUACAACACAAUCACGAGGUUCAAACCAUCAUGUCAAAGAUCUGGAUUCAUAUCAUACGGAAUGAUGUCCGGUACACCCGUCAAAGUAGCCAAAGAUGCACCACUAAAGAUUCAACGACAGGGGAUAUUUAAGAAAUUGAGUAACUCGUUCGAGUGUAAGCCGGACGGAAUAGCUGCUGUAUUGGAAGCUGAUGAGCAGGCCACGAGAGCUGCGACUGUAGAUUAUGCUAAAUGGAUGGAGAAGGUGUUUGAACUGUAUGCUACGAAGGUGUUGGGCGAACCUUGGACUGAGAAGGUUGUUGCAUUUGAAGAGACGGGAAUGGGGUUGACUCGUGCUGCUAAAGAUGUGCUAGGUUGGAGAGCAUCUAGUCCUGGAAGAGCUGGGAUGACGAAUCGAAAAUAUGUAUUUGUUUUCAAACACUAA